AUGUACAAAUACCAGAUGAAGGAAGUGUUGAAUGAGAAAUGCACUAAGAAGGUACUGGAAUAUGAUAGUGAGGGACAAUACUUGUCAGACCUGAGGAUAGUUUUGCUUGGAGGCAGGAACGCUGGCAAAAGCUCGGUAGGAAAUAUCAUCUUAGACAGCGAGGAGUUUGUCUCCAAGGAGCGCACCACGAGCCUGAGGAGAAUCUCCGAGGCUCAUGGAAGAAGACUCGUGGUAGUGGACACCCCUGGCUGGUGGUGUGACUUCCAGGAGCGGGACAGCGCCGAGUUGGUCAAAAGGGAGGUAAUCUAUUCUGUGUCCUUGAGUCUCCCAGGCCCACACACCUUCCUCCUUGUCAUAAAGGCGGGAUCGCCAUUCACGGAAAAGAGGAGGAGGGCUGCUGCAGAACAUCUGGAACUUCUUGGAGAGCAUGUUUGGAGUCACACUAUGGUGUUGUUCACCAAAGGAGAACACUUGGGGCGUAGAACCAUAGAACAGCACAUUGAGGAGGGAGGAAAAGCACUUCGUUGGCUUUUGGACAAGUGUGGAAACAGAAGUCACGUCCUCAACCUUCAGAAUGGGCGGGAUGUCAGCCAGAUUACAGAACUUUUAGAGAAAAUUGACAAAUUGGUCAGAGGAAAGAGUGACUGCUAUUUUGAAAUGAAAGAAGAGAUUUUAUGGGAGGUGAGAGAGAGGAGAAGAGUCGUGAUAGAGGGUGCUGAGUGGCGUCUGCUGAGACAGCAGAAGCAAAGAGCAGUCUUAAAGGGUGAAUUUCUCCCAGACAUACGUAUUGUGCUGCUUGGAGCAAGGAGUUCUGGAAAAAGCUCAAGUGGGAGUACCAUUCUGGCCAUAGGAGGGGAAAAAGAGUUCAGAGCUUGGGGACGGACCGCUCGGUGUGUGGUGGGGGCAUGCAAGGUCAGUGGGAGACAGGUCACCGUGGUGGAUACGCCUGGUUGGUGGAUGAACUAUUUUACACAUGACACAUCGGCAUAUGACAAGAGGGAAAUUCUCCGUGGCAUGUUCCUGUGUCCGCCUGGUCCUCAUGUUUUCCUCCUGGUUGUCCGCAUGGACAGAAUGUUCACAGAGACUUACAGGAGAGCUGUACAGGAGCAUGUAGAGCUUCUUGGUGAGAGUAUCUGGACUCACACUAUAGUGCUGUUUACUUUUGGUGACUGGCUUGGAGACACAACCAUCGAACAUUACAUUGAAGGUGAAGGGAAACCUCUCCACUGGCUGGUGGAACAGUGUGGGAGAAGGUACCACGUUCUCAAUAACAAGAACCAAGUCAAUGGGUCUCAGGUCACUGAACUUUUGGAUAAGAUUGAGGAGAUGGUGGCAGGAAACAGCAGCCAGCUUUACAACACAGAUAUAAAGAUUUUUGCAGAAAUUGAAGAGAAACUGAAGGCAGAGGAGGAAAGAGCAAAUGAGAUGCAUCUUAGGGCCCAAAAACAAAGAGAAAGUCUUAAAACAUUUAUGGGGCAAAUACCAAUCCCAACUGAACUGGGAAUGAUCCUGUUGGGUCGUAGGCACUCAGGUAAGAGCUCCACCGCAGACACCAUUGUGGGAGGUGAGGAAUGCGAGACUGGGGGCCAAGUCACGUGUCCAGUGGUCCGGAAGGUAAAAAUUAAUGGAAAGAUGGUGACCGUAGUGGAUAUGCCUGGCUGGGAAUCUGCACACCCCAUGUCUUCAAAGUCCAAAAGGCAGUCUCUCACUGACUGUGCAUCUUUCUGUGCCAGUGGAAAUGGGGUACUUCUGUUGGUUGUGAACAUCAGUUCGGCAUUCUCCGAUGUGGACUUGGAAGCUGCCACGGCUCACAUGAGGAACUUCUCAGAUGAGGUGUGGCAAAGCACCAUGGUCCUGUUCACCAAUGGAGACUGGCUUGGAGACACCACAAUCGAGCAACGCAUUGAAAGUGAAGGACAUGCACUCCAGACGCUUGUGGAGAAGUGCAGGAACAGAUACCAUGUUCUUGACAAUAAGAAUAGAGACAAUGGCGCUCAGGUCAGGGAGCUGCUGGAGAAGGUAGAGUGGAUAAUGAUGGAGGAGUGGCUGCAGAACAAAAUAAAAGGAGAGAGGAUAGAAAGGAUUUCCACAAAACACAAUCUCGAGCCAGGUGGAGCAUCACAGAUGAAGGGAGCUAGAAGAAUAGGUCAGAACGAUGGCCAAACAUCUCCUAAUGUGUGUGAAUUUGACAGGUCAGGGGAGUGUCACACACUACAACUCAAAGGGACUCCAGAAGAUCCUGACCAAAUAGUUUUUCCUUUAGAGAGUACAGAGAAUAUGGGGUUAUUUGUCAGAAAAACUUUCUUGGAAGGAGAGUCAGCGGGAGCAGGCCCCAGGACCUCAGUAAUAAUGCAGCUAAGAAAUGGGGAAAUAUGGAGAAGGCCAAAUGGUGGAAGACCAGUAGUGAUCAUCAACACAUCUGAAUGGAAUCAACACAUCUGCCCUGGAAUCCCUGAGAACUUCAUGGGUCUAAAUGAAAUGGAUGGGCCUUUCUUGGGGCCACAUGCUUUGUUCAUAGUGAUACCAGCAGAGGAGUCUGUGAGUAAGUCACGGAUGUUAGCUGAAUCACAGGGGGACACAUUACAAGACCAGUCCCUCAACCAGCUCCCAAGCAUUCCAUCCCCAACAAACAAAAUCAGAGAAAAGGUCUUAAAAGAGUUUGUCCAAUCAGGCAACCUCCAGGACCUUAUAGACCAAUGGGGAAGCAGUAACAUUGAGGAGCUGGAGGCGUUUAUAGAUUCGUACUUUGAGAUGGUCUGGCAGGACACCAUGGAAUCAGCAAGGGCAGAACAAAAUAGCAUGGUCCCCACAGGUACCAUCCAGGACAACAGGAUGGUCGACAUAGACCCUGAUGUCCUGACAUCUAUUGACCAGAAGCUCUCAAAACUGGAAGUUCUGGAUGAAAUGAAGAGAGACCUGCAUGAACUGAGAAAGAGUGUGGAGUACAGCAGCCAGAUCACACAGCAACUUAAGGCCAGUUACAGAGAAGACAAUUGUCCUAAAAUGCCCUCUGAAUCCCUGGUGGCUGGUGAACAACAAAAGGACAGCACAUGUAAUGUCUCAAAAUAG
This is a messenger RNA of Chanos chanos (milkfish), 3069 nucleotides long. RefSeq names its product GTPase IMAP family member 8. The transcript is spliced from 5 exons. The record is from RefSeq and is a predicted model, not a curated record. Lineage: Eukaryota; Metazoa; Chordata; Actinopteri; Gonorynchiformes; Chanidae. Gene Ontology annotation, molecular function: GTP binding. Bases 1 to 3069 code for a protein of 1022 amino acids.